AUGGUUAACCUUGUAGAUAAACCCUCUACGGUAGAAAAUGAGAUUAAAGGGGCUAUAGAGAAUGGAUAUAUGCCUUUUCUGUGGGAUUCGUGCUUCGGAUUCAAAUUAAACGGGAUAUAUAAUGACUUUAAUUCGUCUAUCGAUGGAAGUGUUAGCUCAAAUGCAGUAAACGAGGAUACACAACAUGUCUUACAUGUUAAUCUUACUAAUAAAUGUAGUAAAGGUGAAAUUUUAAACUAUUUGAAAGGUAAUCAUAAUGAGGCUAAACCUAUUGCUAAAUCCAGUGACAACAUCAAAACAUAUAAAUCGGAGGGGAUCGGCCAAAAUAUAACCGAUCGUAGUGAAAAAUGCGUUGGGCAUAACUUUGAACAACCCCCAAGAUUUAAAGUGUGUAGCUUGGAAGUUAAAAAAAUUAAAGCUCUUUUGGACAGGGUUAAAAAUGGCAGUGGUGUAUCACAACAAUCUAGACACAAUCAAAUUAUGAAGGAUUUGAUCCAAACCAGCUUAUUUGAGAAGUGGAAUGCAACCAAACGAAGUUUAAUUGCUAUUUAA
This is a messenger RNA of Babesia microti strain RI, 552 nucleotides long. RefSeq lists its product as hypothetical. The transcript is spliced from 2 exons. NCBI's taxonomy places the organism in Eukaryota, Apicomplexa, Aconoidasida, Piroplasmida, Babesiidae. The record is from RefSeq and is a predicted model, not a curated record. Bases 1 to 552 code for a protein of 183 amino acids.